Salarias fasciatus (jewelled blenny) is the source of this 4218-nucleotide messenger RNA. It is a transcript of the gene inpp4b, whose product is annotated as inositol polyphosphate-4-phosphatase type II B. The record is from RefSeq and is a predicted model, not a curated record. Gene Ontology annotation, cellular component: cytoplasm. The transcript is spliced from 22 exons. NCBI's taxonomy places the organism in Eukaryota, Metazoa, Chordata, Actinopteri, Blenniiformes, Blenniidae. Gene Ontology annotation, molecular function: phosphatidylinositol-3,4-bisphosphate 4-phosphatase activity. Bases 401 to 3235 code for a protein of 944 amino acids.
ACAGCGUGAGAUUGAUGGAUAAAGCCAUGCAUCUCACAUAACAUCAAUUCUGUUCUGCUUUCCCUUUCAUUCGAAGUCUCACUCCCUCAUCACUCCUCCCUUCCCUUCUCUCUCUCUCCCUCACCCUCCCUUCACGCCUCCUCCCUCCCGCCACUGCUCCAGGUCCCUCGCCGGUCCCUCUCUUCCAUAUUAGUUUCCAAAAGGCAUCCCUAAUGCUGAGAGAGCGCGCUCUGUGAGGCAGCAAGAAAGCGAGGCGAGCGGAUUGCUAUCUUUGUGACAGCUUUUCUGCUUAGCGGGCUGCGUGUAAGUAGGGGAGCUGGACUGGACUGUGGUGUUCCGUGGAGGAGGUGGGAGAGGAGGCGGGGGGGCAGGGGGGAGAUCCGUGAGGCAAGCCGGACAGAUGGAAGACGGCACCCAACACCUGGGACACUGCAUGGUUGACAUGAAGGAGCUGAGCGCCAACCCUGAAGGACUGAGCGCUGCCGGUGGUUGUUUGUCUCCCAAGCUUCCUCGAGUUGAAUUCAGCCUUGCUUGUAAUGACCUGGUGGCCUCGGGCAGAGACAGGAAGCCCAAUGCUUUGGUCCAGGUGGCUGUCAUAGAUCCCCACAAGCAGAGCCUCGUGUCCCAUGCCUGCACUGAGAUUGUUGAGGCGAACAAAGACCCGCUGUUUCUGACUGGGGUGACCUUCCCAUCAGAGUAUCCUGCUAGCCCUGACACAGUAGUCAAGCUGACUGUGUAUGAUGCAAAGGACAAGAGCCAGGAAUCAAGCAGCUUUCUGGGCAGUGCCACAUUUUCAGUCGCAGACCUACUGAGAGCUAAAGAUGAACGGCUGACCUUGACUCUCAGGUCAUCUGAUGGUGUGUGUGCGGCAGGAACAAUCGUGGUGAGUCGACUGAAGAUGGGAGAGAUGGAGGAGGUUGAUGUAGACCACAUCACCACCGACAUACCGUCACAGAAGUGUCCCUUGGUUUGUGAAUCUGCGCACCAUUCCUGCAUCGAAAGAGAAAAUAGCCCACUGACAGGGCCAGUGUUCAGGAACCCAGUAUGCAAGGUGUACAGAUUUCAGACCGUGGACAGCAAGUGGAUGCUGGUUCGGGAGCAAAUGGAGGAGUGCACGCUGUCCUUCAGCGUCCCUAAACAGCUGCUCUCACUGUACAUGCAGGAAGACAUGAACAGGGUACAGGAUCUGCGGGAACUGGGGGAGCUCUCGCCUCACUGGGACAACCUGAGGAAGGAAGUGAUGACAAGAUAUGGAGGAAUCAUCAGCUCGUACCAGGAGACACUGGCCGAACUGGACAAGAUCACUGGUCGUUCCUUCAAGCCGAGCUGCUGCAAGGCCCAGAAGUCUCUGGAGUUCAUCCCGAUAAACCUGCACACCCAGAGAAUGAGGGUGACAUGCCCCAAAAAAACAGAUGCGUUCUACGACAUUGUCACUGUCGGUGCACCCGCAGCCCACUUCCAGGGCUUCAAGUGUGGCGGGCUGCAGCGGCUCCUCAGCAGAUAUGAAGCAGAGAAAAAAAGCUUCAGCACUGCCUACCAGUGUAUCUACUACUCCCCAGAGCACACAGCCAAAGCUCAGGAGGUACUCAGCACCAUGAGCCUCCUCCAGCCCCUCAUCACAAGCUUAGCAGACCAGCUCCUCCAGGCUGCCCACGAGCACUCUUCCCCAGGCCUGAGGGACGCACUCAAGAACCUCUCUGACAAGACAGAGCAAUUCGUUCACACACUUAAGGAUGAAUUGGUCAAGAGUGCUCUGCUAGCGCUGCACGCAGCGCGACCUGGCUACGUUUCCAAGAACCAGAAGCAAGCGCCGGCGCCAUGCCAGCAGCCAUGCCAGGGCGGCGAGCAGAAUCAGAGCCCAGUGCAGGGACUUCCAGGCCACAGUCCAGCCACGCAAGUCGCCGAGAGCACAGCGGUGUGCAACAACGUGGAAGGAUUGCAAACCAUGACUGCAGGAGAAGGCGGGAUAAUGCCACUGAAACAUCAAACCUCAAUACCGCAUCAUACAGAGUUCGAUGAGGAGGAGUGGGACAGGUUGUGGGCUAACGUGGCCAAAUGUCUCAACUGUGUCAUCGCCAUGGUGGAUAAGCUGCAGGAGAGGGACCACGGCAAGCCGGAGUCCGUCCCCGAGCAGCAGCAGCUCGCAGACGUCAUCACCUCACACAAUCCCGGUGACUGGAAGGAGCAGCUGUGUCCUCUGGUGACCAGGCUAAAGGAGUGUGUGAUGGAGGUGAUGGAGAAGGCAAAGCGAGCCAUGACCUUUGUGCUCCUGCAGGAGGCAGCAUGCAGCAUCCCACAGGGCUUUCUCCUGCAGCAGAGGAGGGAUGUGGUCUUCAGUCAGGCACUUUCCGCCUUGGCCUGUGGCUUCGUCAUGAGAGUGUACGCGGGGCUGCAGGACGAAGGCUUCCUGAGGCAGCUCCACCUCGUUGGCCUGGUGGCCCAGUUUGAAAGCCUGCUCAGCACCUACAGCGAGGAGAUCGGUAUGCUGGAGGACAUGGAGGUCGGCAUCUCGGACCUCGAGAGAGUCGUGUUCAAAAUCACAGAGGCCAAGACAGAUGACCUCAGUGACCUCCAGCCUUUAGUGUGUGGCCGACGGGGUCACUUUACUGUAGAAGUGCCAUUACCACAAGUGGUUUUCCAGACCUUGCCAGAGGAGAUCAAGGAGGGCAAGCCUCUACGAGUAUUCCCGGUGCUGUUUAACGUGGGGAUCAAUGAACAACAAACUAUAGCAGAGAGGUUUGGAGAUAUUUCCCUACAAGAAAGAAUAAACCAGAAGAACUUUGAGACAUUAGAAGCUUAUUACAAAUCGUUAAGUGAAAAGGUACCACUAGAAUGUCUACCGUGUUUUCAGACACAGACUGACAUAAAGGAAUUACUUGAAACCCUGGGCCAGAAUGUAGUCACAAAGAAGAGGAAGAAUGUGGAGAUACUGUGGAUUGCUGGAACGAUCUGCCGAAGGUUAAAUGGCAUCAGGUUUACCAGCUGUAAAAGUGCCAAAGACCGAACAUCCAUGUCUGUCACUUUAGAGCAGUGUGCUCUCCUGCGUGAUGAACACCAGCUCAGCAAGGACUUCUUCGUCCGCGCUCUGGACUGUAUGCGGAGAGAAGGAUGUCGGAUUGAAAACGUUCAAAAGAAUAUUAGAUGCAGGAAGUACGCCUUCAACAUGUUGCAGCUGAUGGCCUUUCCCAAGUGCUACCGACCUCCCGAGGGAACGUACGGCAAAGUCGACUCUUAAGGACAAACACCAUGUACUAUAAAGCUCUUCACUGCUAUGCACAUUGCCUGUGUUUUAUCUAGAUAAUAUUAAGUAUGUGAAAUGUUAUUUUCAUUUAAAAAAAUCCGUACUUGCUGGAUGUUUCCCAGUUCUGCUGUGUUUGCUGUGGAAGGGUACGUGCAGAGGCUCUGAGAAGAGUCAGGACUUGAUGCCAGGAUCGGUUUGCCAAAUGUGUUGCAAAACAAAUGCACUUUCACUUUUAUUUCUUUACUCAUUUUUGUGGCCCAAGCAGUUAUUGGGUGUUGACUGAGUCACCGUAUCUGUAGAUAUUCACUGUUUCAUAUAAGUGCUUGAAGAAUUUCUCUUCUGUAAAAUGAUCUUCCCUCUGAAGUCAGCUUUGAAAUCUUUGCCGGUUUUUUGUUUUUAAUCCUGUCUCUGCUCACUGUCUCAACAAAAGAAGCAUAAAUUGACCUUGACCUUUUUUUAGAGUUCCCAUGUUCAGGAUUGGGGUUCCACUAAUUUUUGAGUUACAAACAUCCAUCAUCAUUGAUAAAAUAGGAAUUGAAAUUUACUACAUGACUGCUUCAAACAUCAAAGCAUAAUCUUGUGUUCAGGAGUUGAUGCCCUCCAGCUGUGCUCCAACAGCUGGUUAGUUUCAGGUCCAAACCUUAGUUUGUUUUUUCGUGUGGGGUGUUUUUCUUUCUUUUUUCUUUUUUUUUUUUUUUUUUUUUAACUAUUUCAAAACAUCCAUUUAUUAACACACAUAUGUUACACUUUGUUCUAUUAUUUUUUUUGUAUAUGCUUUGUGUUUAAGCCGAGCCUGACAGGUGGAAGCUGAGCAUCGAACCACAGAUCAUAAGUGUCAUUAUUUAUAUUUUUAUUAUAAAGGGAUUUUAUAUUCUGAGUGUUUGACUUUUAGUGCAUGAUUAUAAUGAUCACAUAUGUUCAAUGCUUUACAUUCACACAUUUCCAAGAUUAAAGAUGGGUUUAAUGUUGAUUGUUCA